Limanda limanda (common dab) is the source of this 1449-nucleotide messenger RNA. It is a transcript of the gene cradd, whose product is annotated as CASP2 and RIPK1 domain containing adaptor with death domain. NCBI's taxonomy places the organism in Eukaryota, Metazoa, Chordata, Actinopteri, Pleuronectiformes, Pleuronectidae. Bases 82 to 792 code for a protein of 236 amino acids. Gene Ontology annotation, biological process: regulation of apoptotic process; signal transduction. The record is from RefSeq and is a predicted model, not a curated record. Gene Ontology annotation, molecular function: death domain binding; protease binding. Gene Ontology annotation, cellular component: CBM complex. The transcript has 2 exons.
ACAUGGCUGCAGCUGUGGCCCGGGUGGCUUUCACUGUGACAUGAUUAAAUGUGGAGGUGACGCAGGGACUCGAACUGUGAAAUGAACCCGGCUCACCGAGCCGUGCUCCGGAGGAACACCCGCUUCCUGUCCGCGGAGCUGCAGGUCAGCGAUUCCAUCGUUCCGCUUCUGUUCCAGGACGAGAUCCUGACGGAAGCUCAGGUGGAACACAUCGAGUCUCAGGCCACGAGAACCCGGAAGACGCUGCGGCUCCUGGAGCUGUUGCCCCGCAGGGGGCCCCGGGCCUUCCGGUGCUUCCUGCGGGCCCUGGACGACUUCAGCUGGGUCCGGGACCGGCUGCUGCUGGACCUCCACACCCCGGGACCCGGGGCGAGACCAGGACCAGGAGCUGGACCAGGGCCAGGAGCUGGACCAGAAGCUGGACCAGGAGCUGGACCAGGAGCUGGAGCUGGAGCCGGUUCCACAGGUGAGCCACGGGCGGGAGAAAACGCUUCUGAUGACCGGCAGCUUCCUGAGUCGGUUCUCCAGAGGGUUCCUUCGGAUCGGGAGUUGUCCCGGCUGGCGUCUCGACUCGGAGCCGAGUGGGAGUUGGUGCUGAUGGAUCUGGGUUUGUCGGCGGAGGCUUUGUUUCGCUGUCGAGCCGAUCAUGGUCUCAGCGCUCACGGAGCAGCGCUCGCCGGCCUGGUUCAGUGGAGACGAUCUGAGGGGAAGAGAGCCCGGGUCCAGAGGCUGCUGGAGUCUCUCCAGGCUGCUGAUGUCCACCCGUCUGUCCUGCAGGACGCACUGAUCUGAUGCACGAGCUGACCACCACGUUAGAACCAACGCAACGAUGGACACUCGGCGGGACAAGAGUGAUCGAAACAAUGAGGACGAGACGUCUGAGUUUGAGACAAACUGAUGUUUUAAAAAAAAUCUCCUGCAGCGUCAUGGUAAAAUGUGUGUAACAUGUCCUGGUGAGUCCAUGUGAGGAACCAGCAGGACAAUGUGUGGAUGCUUCCGUGAGAGCGAGUGGACGUGUCGAUGAGGUUUCUAAUACGUGACGGACGUGAAACUGGAAGAAGACAAAUAUCUCAGGAUGAGAUUCCAGAUCUUUUGGUGUUGAGGGCUGACGCCGGUGUGGAUGAGCUGUAAACAACAACACUGAUCUUUCCACAGCAGAGUUUAUACGUCAUGUCCCGCCUCCUGCUGCUCUACAGGUUCCGCCCCUCACCUGGAUGUUCCCACAUGUUCCUGUUUGAACGAGUCGGACCCGACAACCUGCUGCUGUUGCUUCACAAACACUAACUACACAACACGUCCUGAGAAGAUUUCCUGGAGUUCUUAGAUUUUACAUUAAAAAAAUUGUGGACUGUUCAUUUAAAACAACUUAAAAAAUAAAUUAACAAAAGAGUUUUUUUUACUUAAAAUUAUGUGACGUCAUCAAACCAAAUAAAAAUCAUAUAAGUUCUA